CUACUGGAAGAAUGCGCCUUCACUUCCUCCUCCUCUUACUGAAUCACGCUGUCCGCUUCGCCUCGGGCCACAUCGAGCAGGUAUUUUGGAAAUAUUCGCCGUGUCUCAGGGAAUAGUGGGAAUCCGUGGGAUUUUUAGCAACCGUUUUUUAGCGAUGAGUAAGAAAGGGAAACUCCAUGCAACGACGAAGUUUACAGCUGAUUGCAAUUUCAAGGAGCGAUAUCAGGAGAACAGUUACAACACUUAUGCCUCGGCUACAUAUAAAAGCGAGAACGGUAGCCGGGAGUGGUACGUGGCUUUAAAUAAGUGUGGCAAAGUUAAAAAGGGGAAUAGUCCUCGGGUGAAACCUCAACACAUUUCGACACAUUUCCUUCCAAGGUUCAAACAGUCUGAAAAAGAAAAGACUUUCAAAAUUACUGAGAAGAUUCCAGAGAAGAAAACGCCACCCAAGCCUCCUAAAUCUCCUCCUCCUGUAAAGGCCAGCAGGAAGUAUGUGAAUGUUGUCAAAUACAGGCCAAAAUUCCGUUUUGGAUAGCAGUGGGUGGAUUUCACUCCUCUUAUUUUCUUCGGGCGGGAGCCAGUGACUUUGGU
Molecule: messenger RNA, 591 nt
Organism: Mobula hypostoma (lesser devil ray)
Lineage: Eukaryota; Metazoa; Chordata; Chondrichthyes; Myliobatiformes; Myliobatidae
Gene: fgf5
Product: fibroblast growth factor 5
Exons: 3
Coding region: 155-535 (126 amino acids)
Biological process (GO): positive regulation of gene expression; positive regulation of cell population proliferation; regulation of cell migration
Cellular component (GO): cytoplasm
Molecular function (GO): growth factor activity; fibroblast growth factor receptor binding
Source: RefSeq, a predicted model, not a curated record